This is a messenger RNA of Macrosiphum euphorbiae (potato aphid), 387 nucleotides long. The record is from the annotation of a GenBank genome assembly. NCBI's taxonomy places the organism in Eukaryota, Metazoa, Arthropoda, Insecta, Hemiptera, Aphididae.
AUGUUGCACCUAAAUAGCAAUAAUUUAGUUAAAGAAUCAUCGGACAAUUCAGCAAAUAUUGCCACUAUAUUACAGGCAGUCGUAAUUGAGUUAAAGCAUAUUUCCGAAAGUAAACGGUUGAUUAAUGUUAAAUUUAAUUUAAUGGCGAACCCUAACUCUGCUGGAACCUCUUCCAGUGAUAUAUUUUGUCAAGUAGUGAAACAGGUACCUACGAGUUCGGCAGUUUCAGUAACAAAUCGAGUAAAUGCGUCAGACCGUACCAAGUAUAUUGUUGGUUCUGGUACACCUACCUCCACUGGCUUAUCGGCUGCUCCGAAGCAGAAAUUCUUCGACCUGUUCGUCUCUCGUUUGAACCCUAAUGCCGCUACCGAUCUGCUUAAGUCUUAA